AACAUGUCCGUAAACAGUGCUUGCAGAAACCCUGUGAAGUAUGUUCCGUCUUGUAGUGCUAGUAGGGUGCGUGGGCCUGGCCCUUGGGGGAAGGUCCCCGAAUGCCGAUGUGGUCGAAAAACUGCUGAGGAUGAACCCUCAAGGGAGGUACUCUAACAACCUCAUAGAAGAUUCUUUGCUGGAUGUGCCGGACCUAGUAGCGAAGUAUGGCUACCCUGUCGAAAGCCACGAUGUGGUCACGCAGGACGGCUACGGGCUGACGAUGCACCGUAUCCCCCAUGGCAGAGACAAGAACAACAAGCCUGACCCCAACAAACCAAUAGUGUUCUUGAUGCACGGCCUCCUGUCUUCUUCUGCUGACUUCCUGCUGUUGGGACCUGGUAGUGCCUUGGGCUACAUCCUCGCUGAAGAAGGCUACGAUGUUUGGAUGGGGAACGCUCGUGGCAACUACUACUCCCGUCGCCACACUAGCAUGAACCCUGACAGCAGACUGAACCAGAACUUCUGGAGGUUCAGCUGGGAUGAAAUUGGCAACCACGACUUGCCUGCUUUCCUCAACUUCAUUGAGAAGCACACAGGACAGUCCAGACUCCAUUACAUCGGGCAUUCCCAGGGUGGAACCGCGUUCCUGGUGCUGACCACUCUAAGGCCCCAAUACAACAGCAAGUUCAUUUCCUUCCAAGGAUUGGCUCCUGCCUCGUUCUUUACUUACAAUGAACACCCUACGUUUACCAGGCUAGCGCCGUUGGAAAGUGUUUUGGAGACCGCCGCAUUCGCCAUGGGUCUGGGAGAGAUCCUUGGUAGAAACUGGUGCGCUGACGGGUCUGGUGUUGAUCAGCUAUGUGACCUUACUUUGAACGAAGGCUCUUACUACGUCAACAGCAGCAUGUUGCCCCUAUUCGUCGCGCACACUCCAGCCGGAGCUUCCAUCCGCCAGGUCGCUCACUACGGCCAAAGCAUCAGGUUCAACACCUUCCGCCGAUUCAACCACAACGCCGUCACCAACUUGGCCACUUAUGGCCGACUGACCCCUCCUUCCUACGACCUCUCCAGAGUCACAACUCCAUCCUACAUCCACUACGCUACCAAUGACCUGCUGGUUCACCCCAAGGACGUUCAUAUCCUAGCAUCGAAGCUGCCGAACUUGCAAGGCUUAUACCUGGUCGACUCGAAGACGUUCGACCACGUCGACUUUAUUUGGGCCACCAAAGCGCGCGUGCGAGUUUACAGUAGAUUGCUGGCCUCUAUGAAGGCAGCUGAGAAGUUAUAUACGUGCUGGAAAGCUCAAGCAAUGUUACGUCUAUUGCUGCUGGUGGGCUCAGUGGCCGCUGCGCUUGCGGGUCGAUCUCCGCAUGCGGAUUUCAUAGACCAGCUGGUGGCUUCUGCACCCUCUGCCAGGUACUCCAAUAACAUCAUUGAGGAUGCACUUCUGGAUGUGCCUGGUCUGGUUGCCAAAUAUGGCUACCCCAUCGAGUCCCAUGAGGUGACAACCUCCGAUGGCUACAUCCUCACGAUGCACCGCAUCCCUCACGGACGAGACCAGAACAACAGACCAAAUCCCAAAAAACCGGUGGUCUUCCUUAUGCAUGGUAUGCUGUCAUCCUCCGCCGACUACUUAGUUCUUGGCCCUGGAAAUGCUUUGGCUGUUCAUGUUGCUUUUUAUUCUAAAAACUGCACUUGUUAUUUUAUAUAUCAUUUUACAGGUUACAUCCUAGCUGAAGAGGGCUACGAUGUUUGGUUGGGCAACGCCCGGGGCAACUUCUACUCCCGUCGCCACACCAACCUUAACCCUGACAGCUGGAUGAACCCGGCCUUCUGGAGAUUCAGCUGGGAUGAGAUUGGCAACCACGACUUACCCGCCUUCUUGGAUUACAUUGAGAGGCACACUGGCCAGAAGAAACUCCACUACAUCGGCCACUCGCAAGGAGUAACUUCAUUCCUUGUCCUGAACUCUCUGCGUCCAGAAUAUAAUGCCAAGUUCAUUUCCUUCCACGGAAUGGCUCCCGCUGCGUUCUUCAAACAUAACACUCAUAUGAUCACAUCCCUUGCGCCGCAUAUUGACCUCAUUGAGCCUGCUGCUUUCGCCAUAGGCCGAGCUGAAGUCUUUGGUAACCGAGAAUUCAUAGAGUGGUUCAAUAUGAAUAUGUGCGCCGAGUCAUCUAUUUUCGCGCCUGUCUGCUCUGCCAUAUGGGUUAGCACUACUUCGGACUACUUCAAUACGACCAUGAUCCCGUUGUUCCUUGGACACUCUCCAGCCGGCUCCUCGAUCCGUCAACUCAGCCACUACGCCCAGAGCAUCAACCACCACACCUUCAGGCGUUUCGACCACAACCCUGUGACCAACCUCAUCACCUACGGACGCAGGACUCCUCCAGACUACGACCUUAGCAAGGUCACAGCUCCGGCGUACAUCCACUACGCUGUAAACGACCUGAUGACCAACUUCAGAGACGUCGAAAUCUUGAUCGAAAAGCUACCCAACGUUAAAGUAGCACACUUAGUGGAUUCCCCAGUGUUUGACCACUUGGACUUCGUUUGGGGAUCUGGGGUUAAAACCCGUCUGUAUGACAAGAUGAUUGGGCUCAUGAAGGAGGCAGAAAGAAACGCUUUGUAAAUAAUAAUAAAUAUUUCGGAAAAAUAAAUUUGUUAUUUAUAAAA
This is a messenger RNA of Ostrinia nubilalis (European corn borer), 2658 nucleotides long. RefSeq lists its product as uncharacterized. The transcript has 10 exons. The coding region runs from base 41 to 2614 and encodes 857 amino acids. Lineage: Eukaryota; Metazoa; Arthropoda; Insecta; Lepidoptera; Crambidae. Gene Ontology annotation, biological process: lipid metabolic process. The record is from RefSeq and is a predicted model, not a curated record.